Messenger RNA from Culex pipiens pallens (northern house mosquito), 2981 nucleotides. RefSeq lists its product as uncharacterized. Lineage: Eukaryota; Metazoa; Arthropoda; Insecta; Diptera; Culicidae. Gene Ontology annotation, biological process: DNA integration. The coding region runs from base 2031 to 2981 and encodes 316 amino acids. The record is from RefSeq and is a predicted model, not a curated record. The transcript has 4 exons. Gene Ontology annotation, molecular function: nucleic acid binding.
CAAAAUUAUUGGAGGCUGCCAAUUCAAGCCAGAAUAAAAAGUCCAUCUCUGUCAGCUGAACAACUAUCACCUUCCGAUAAGGAAGCUUCAUCUGUCGUCGGUCGGAUUUGGCGGUUAAAACUGCGCUGUGGAUUGCGACAACGACAAAGCGGGAACGACGAACGCAAAAACGAAUACAAAUAGCUUGAAUCCGUCCCGAAGACAAAUCUGCUGCAGGAAUGUCAACAACGCCGCCGGAAUGAGCAGGCGGUGAAGUGAAGCGCCACUGCGUUGGGCAAGAAAAUGUAGAUGCAACACGAUUCGCGGGCUGUGGAAUCGAACCCGGAGUCAGUUUGUAGAUGGUCCAGGAGCAGUUGGUGGCAACGGAAUCAGUGCUGCGGGAGCUUGGGUUCCAGGUUCUGAAGACGAAGAUGCCCAAAGCGGCACUGGCCAUCCGGCGCAAACAGCCCCCUGGCACCACUGUAAAUGCCCAGAACGUUUGACAGUCACCAAAACCUCGAAGAGCCCACGCAUUAGUAUAUGUGAAGAGCCCACCAUAAACAAUGUUUUGGGUUAGUGUAUGUGAAGAGCCCACCAUAAACAAAGCCUUGGAUGAAGUAGUAUUGGUGUCGUGUGAUUGUUUACAUCGAAAUAGGGAAAUGGCGGAUGCGAAAGAGUUUAAUCAAAAAUAAUAUGUUUGUGUUAUAAACUGUUUAAAAAAUCGACGCAAGUGGUCACAUUUAUCUUGGACAUAUUUCCGGACGUAAAACAUGUGUGAAUGAGGCUGGAAACGAAAAAGGAAUCGGCUGGUGGGAUGAGCAGCCGGAAAAGCGGAAGUGAUUUUAUCUCUUCCGAAGACCGGAACCGGAACUGGUUCCUAUUUGUGUGGGGGCAAAAAUCCGACAAGAAGCUGCUCUGAUGCGUGGAUGACAGAGGGCUGGGCGCAAAGCACCGUCAACGACACAAGCUGGAGGAGGUGGUCAAAACUUGCAUAGGAACUAAGUAUAUCCGCCGUUGGUCCAAUUUGGGGGUCAAGAUUGCGCUGGAUGCGGUGGAGACGGUGAAGUUGCCGAGAAUGUUCGCACCAAGAUCGACGAGUGGACCGACUUUAGCAAGCUGCUGAAGGAGGAACGUGGUGAGUUAACAUCUCUCUACUAAAAACAUAAAUAAACUUAGUUAUUCUCCACAGCGCAUCAACACCGGAUUGGACCCGGAUUCCUGGCAUCCCCCGGCUGGGAUCGCCCCUAGCAGUCGAGCAAGUAGCACGGCGAAACCCCCAGCAGCCAGAGGAACGGAAAACAAGCCCACCAUCUUUGAUCCGGUUUUAACGGUCAUGCCGUAACAGCCACAGUUUACGUCCUGUCCGGAAUCGCGCAGUCAGACUGCAGUUUAAGGGCCACCAAAAUAUUCCAGCGUAUUUACUGUACUGCACAAAUAUUUUGCAUCUAAAUCUGUGAAAAACUGAAUAAAAACAUGAAAACAGCAACAAACUUUUAAUCCAAACAAAUAAAAUAGAUGACUGAUGCGAGAAAAGAAGAAGAAGAACCUCAAAAACGAGGUUGAUGCGCGUCCGAUUUUUCACCUCUACGUCGUUCUUACAUCGCCCCCGCACGUAGGCCUCUUGCGAUGUUCGAACAACCUUGACAGGUUGACGUUUCGGGUGCAAAAUAGCUUGAUUCGGGUCUGAUGCGUGUCUCAAAAUCAGACCCGAUCGGCCCCGUAUUUCUUACUGGGAGGCAAAGAUAAUCAUGUAGCAGAUUGUCUCUCUAGGUUACCAAUACAACAACAAAUAUGUCAAGCUGAUUUAGAUGAAAGUAAACGAAGCUCUCCAAAUUGUUUGAAUUUUUUAGUGGAAAACCACGAGUUUAACCUGAAUGCCAAAUUAAUUGCAGAACAGACGAAGCAUGAUCCAAUUCUCUCCCAAAUUAUCCAAUUUAUCGAAAAUGGAUGGCCAUCUAGAAUAUCUUGUAAAUCUGUUAAAAAAUUUUAUUCAAAAAAACAUGAAUUAAAUAUCGAAGCAAAUUGUUUGAUAUUCAGCAACAUCAUUAAAAAUGUAUGCACUUCAACUACUGCAUGCAAAUCACAGAGGAAUUCAAAAAAUGAAACAAUUAUCAAGACAAUUUGUUUAUUGGGAGGGAAUUGGCGUAGAUAUUGAGGUUUUUGCUAACUCUUGUAAAAUUUGCCAAUUAAAAGGAAUUGAUAGAACACCACAAAUAUACGGCAAUUGGCCAUUAGCUUCAACAACAUUUGAGCGAGUGCAUAUUGACUUUUUCCAGAAAUACAAUCGCACUUUCUUAAUAUUAGUAGACGCACACUCACGAUGGGUUGAAAUAAUAAGAAUGAACAAAACAAAAGCAGAAGAAGUGGCCCAGGAACUUGACACAAUUUUUGCCACCUUUGGUUUUCCUGGCUCCAUGGUGAGUGACAAUGGGCCUCCAUUUAGUAGCCAAAAAUUCUCAUCAUUUUGUAAGAUAAACAAUAAUAUUCGCACAUUUCUACAUCACCAUCACCAAACUCCCACAACUGGAGACCGAAUUAUUCCAAACGAGAGAGUUUUCAACUUUAUUCCACGUUCUGAACUUAUAAAUUUAAGAGAAAAGAAAACAGUUUUCUGCACGAAUUACGAAAAUGAAAACACUAGAAAAUUUAAGAAAAACGAUAAGGUAAUUUACACUUAUAAGAUGAAUGGGAAGAAGUUCACUCAUGAAGCUGUAAUCAUAAAGCCAAUGUCAGAAUUAAUUUUUCUUAUUCAAAUUCAGGGAAACAUUCGCAAAGCUCAUGUAAACCAAUUAAAUAGAAUCCCACAAGUUCCAUUUACAUUAAAAAUCAGGCCAGAUAAUUCUACUCCCAUACACCCAAACAACACAUCCCCAACAUUGUCAACAAACAGUUCUGAUGAAGAAGACAACACAAAAGAUUCGUCAGCUGAUGUAGAGGCAAACAAUAAAGAAUCAUCAUCUGAAGAGUCACUUUCAUCAGCUGACGAAGAAACAGAACCAUAA